AUGGCACAUGUGCCAGGCCUCUUGGUGCCUCUGCUGGGGCUGGGCCUGGGCCUGAUGCUGUCCCAGAGCUUGCAGGGGGCGCGGGCCAUGGACUGUGGGUCCCUCGGCCCAGCCGCACACCUGACUUUCACGCCCACAGCCAGGGACCCGUGGCUGGCUCCUCGAGUACGCACCCCAGGGCCCCUGGACCACCUCUACGGCACCGUGCGCCGCUUCCUCUCUGCUGUGCAGCUCAACCCCUUCCCCGCCGAGCUGGUGAGGGCCCUGCUGAAUGAGCCAGCCUCCGUGAAGGUGGACGAGGUGGUGCGGUAUGAGACUGGCUAUGUGGUGUGCGCUGUCAUCGCCGGCCUCUACCUCCUGGUGGUGCCCACUGCAGGGCUCUGCUUCUGUUGCUGCCGUGGCCGCCAGCGGCGCUGUGGGGGCCGAGUGAAGACGGAGCCCAAGGAGAUGGCCUGUGAGCGCGGCACCCUCAUGACCUUCCUGCUGCUGACCACCCUCGUGCUGCUGAUCGGCGCUGUCUGUGCCUUUGUCACCAACCAGCGUGUGCAUGAACAGAUGGGCCCGAGUGCCAAGGCCGUGACUGAGACACUGCUGAGCCUCCGGGGCCUGGUCUCUGAUGUCCCCCAGGAGCUGCAGGCCGUGGCACAGCAGUUCUCCCUUCCCCAGAAGCGUGUCUUGAAGGACCUGGAUGGUGUUGCCAUGAGCAUCGGGAGCACAAUCCACACCCAGCUCAGCAGUACAGUAUAUGAGGUGCUGGCCUCACUGCUCAGCCUGGGCCAGGCCCUACAGGUCUCCAUGGACCACCUCCAAGCCCUGAAUGCCACCCUAGUGGAGCUGCGGGAGGGGCAGCAGGAGCUGGAUCCCGCUGUUCGGGUGCACCGGGAGCGCCUCCGCGACCUGCUGCAGGAGCCUGGCUGCCAGGGCUGUGCAGAGACCCUGAGCCGGGUCGGCGGCCUGGAGUUGGGAGCUGACUUCGGCCAGGUGCCCCAUGUGGACGAUGUCCUUCAUCGCCUGAAGGGUGUCCCAGAGGCUAACUUCUCCAGCAUGGUCCAGGAGGAGAACAGCACCUUUAAUGCCCUCCCACUCCUGGCUUCCUUGCAGAUGGCCGACGUGGUCACAGAGCUGAAGAAGGUGGUGGCCCAGCAGCCCAGAGGGUUGAAGACAAUGGCCAACGCGUUCCCAAACUGGGAGGGGGCCUCUCGCUGGAGCCAGGCACUGGAGAAGAUGGAAAACAGUAGUCGCCCCUACCUGAAGGAGGUGCAGAGAUACGAGAAAUACAGGUGGAUUGUGGGCUGCGUGCUGUGCUCUGUGGUCCUGCUGGUGGUGGUCUGUAACCUGGUGGGCCUCAACCUGGGAAUCUGGGGGCUGUCUGCCCGGGAACACCCCAGCCACUUGGAAGCCAAGGGCAGGGCUGGAGCCCGCAUCCUCAUGGUGGGGGUGGGCCUCAGCUUCCUCUUCGCUGGACCCCUUAUCCUCCUCGUCUUCUCCACCUUCCUGGUGGGCGGCAACGUGCAGACGCUGGUGUGCCGGAGCUGGGAGAGCGGGGAACUCUAUCAGUUUGUUGACACUCCGGGGAGCUUGCCCUCGUCCAUGAACUUGUCCCACCUUCUUGGCCUGAAGAAGAAUAUCAGUAUCCUCCUGGCGUAUCAGCAGUGCAGGAAAGGGGCCCCACUCUGGAAGGUCCUGCAGCUCAAUGACUCCUAUGACCUGGAGAUGUACCUGGAUAUGAGCCAGUAUAUGGCCAACCUGGAGAAAGAGUUGCAGAACCUCACAGUGGACAUAAAGACCCUGGACCUGCUGAGCCCCGCUGGCCACCGGGACCUGAAGGCCCUGCAGAGCAGCGGGCUUGGUGACAUCCACUACCCUGGCUUCCUCACCCAGAUCCAGAAGCCCGUGGUGAGCACCAGUGUGGAGCAGCUGGCCCAUGAACUGGAAGGACUGGCCCACUCUCAGGGCAAUUCUGUGCUGGGGAAGCAACUACAGCAGGAGGCACAAGGGCUCAGACACUUCUACCAGGGGAAGGUCCUCCCCCAGCAGCGUCUUGUGGCCAAGCUCAACGUCAGUGUCAGGGCUCUGGCAUUCUCAGCACCACGCCUCCAGGUGGAGACCUCAGUUGUCUUGGACAGGGUCACUUACCUAAAAAGAGAGCUGCCAGCCUGGGCCACCCGUAUCCUGAGGAACGAAAGCGAGUGCUACCUGACGCGGGAGAUGGGUUACUUUUCCCAGUACGUAGCCUGGGUGAGAGAGGAGGUGACUCAGCGCAUUGCCACCUGCCAGCCCCUCUCUGGAGCCCUGGACAAUGGCCGUGUGAUCCUAUGUGACAUGGUGGCUGACCCAUGGAAUGCCUCCUGGUUCUGCCUUGCAUGGUGCACUUUCUUUUUGGUCCCCAGCAUCAUCUUUGCCAUCAAGACUUCCAAAUACUUCCAUCCUGUUUGGAAACGCCUUAGCUCCAGCAGCUCUGAGGAGACUCAGCUCUUCCACAUCCCCCGAGUGACCUCCCUGAAGCUGUAG
Messenger RNA from Pteronotus mesoamericanus, 2511 nucleotides. It is a transcript of the gene PROM2, whose product is annotated as prominin 2. Gene Ontology annotation, molecular function: cholesterol binding. The transcript is spliced from 23 exons. Gene Ontology annotation, cellular component: plasma membrane; cell surface; prominosome. Bases 1 to 2511 code for a protein of 836 amino acids. Lineage: Eukaryota; Metazoa; Chordata; Mammalia; Chiroptera; Mormoopidae. The record is from RefSeq and is a predicted model, not a curated record.